Aphanomyces astaci is the source of this 1119-nucleotide messenger RNA. RefSeq lists its product as hypothetical. Gene Ontology annotation, cellular component: cytoplasm. Bases 35 to 1045 code for a protein of 336 amino acids. The record is from RefSeq and is a predicted model, not a curated record. NCBI's taxonomy places the organism in Eukaryota, Oomycota, Saprolegniomycetes, Saprolegniales, Verrucalvaceae. The transcript has 5 exons.
AAGACCACCACAUUCAUUCGUGAUUGUUGGUGACAUGGACAGCGACACCAAGCCCAGCGUACCCGUGACGAUCCUCACAGGGUUCCUCGGCGCAGGCAAGACGACGCUGCUCAACUACAUCCUGACCCAGAACCAUGGCAAGCGCAUUGCUGUGAUCGAGAACGAGUUUGGCGAAGAGAUUGGCGUGGAGAGUCUCAUUGCGCGCGACGGGGCCGAGGGCGACGCCUUUGCAGACUUUUACGAAUUGAGCAACGGGUGCAUCUGCUGCUCUGUCCGUGAUGAUUUGGUGUCGACGCUGGAAGAGCUGUUGACUCGACGAGAUCGGUUCGACUACGUGUUGGUGGAAACGACGGGAAUGGCGGACCCUGGGAAGCUGGCGUCCAUCUUUUGGGUGGACAGCGAACUGGAAGGCCGCAUCACGCUGGACGGCAUAGUGACGUUGGUCGAUGCCAAGAACAUUGCGUGGCACUUGGAGCAGCAAACAAACGAAGUGUUGUCUCAAAUCGCGUACGCAGAUCGCAUUCUCGUCAACAAAGCCGACCUCAUGCCCGACGCAGACGAUCGGCGGCGACUGGAAGGGCAACUGAAUGCCAUGAAUGCGUUGGCUCCUUGCAUCUGGACAGAACGGUCCAACAUUGACUUGGAUGCAAUUCUGAACAUCAACGCGUUUUCGAGCGACCGGGCUAUCGCCGUCAUGAACGAACACAACGCCACCGAGAAACCAUUUACCCACACAGCCAACGUUACAAGCACAUGCGUGAGCCGCGUGCUUCCGUUGAGCGUGCGGGGGUUGGAGUACUGGAUUGGCUCCCUCUUGUGGGAAGACGCGACGGACGACCGCCGGAUCUUCCGCAUCAAAGGCGUCGUGGCCAUUGAAAACGACGACCGCAAGUUUAUUUUGCAAGGGGUUCAGGACCUAUUCGACGUGUCUCCCAGUGAAAAGUGGUUGCCCGAUGAACCACGUACCACAAAGCUUGUGUUUAUCGGCCUUGGUCUUGACUCGAACGCGUUGCAGCAAGGGUUGGAUGAGGCGGGUGCUACUUAAUACUGCUAGUACUACACGAGAAGGAUAGAUACAGUACUAGGGGAUGUAUACUUUAAUAGAAGUAAGUGGCUUUA